AAUGGCAUCGCGGACGUGAUGCGUCUUAUGUCCUAAGAUUGUGAAGAUCUGAACAAUUGAAAUUUACGCUCCCGCGGCAUUGUCGAGAUGUUGGGUUGGAUGACGGGGCAGAAUCAGAACGAGCAGUUCGCGCAUUCCGCCGACAACUCAAAAGUCCUCGAAGCGCCCGAAACCCCCGCGCCUGUGUUUGCGCUUCGUGCGUUUAAAAGUGCGCUGUUUGGUACGCCAGCUCCGGAAGAGGAGGACCGCGAUAGGGUGUUGCGCGCAAAGGAGCAGCAACCUCCUAUUCGCGCACAAGUCCAGGUCGAUCCGCGGAAAGAUCAUUCGACAGGGAGCUUGAGGAACGAUAACAUGCCAACACUACAGCCCGACACUGCUCCGACUGGGAACACGAUGGCUUCCCCGACAAAAAGCAUCCUUGUUACGCCGGGCACCAUCUCGAAUCGACGAAAAACCGUGUCAUUUGGCGAUGGCGUUGUGGAUAAUGAACGGAAACAAGAAUCACCCAGCAAAGCCCCUUCAUUAAGGACACCCACGAAUUCAUCCACUAGUCCCAGUAACCAAUGGGCAUCUGGCUCGUCGGACGGCAAACCGCGCAGCAAACUAACGCAGGCUUUGCUGGAUUCACGCGAGAAACGCUCCUCGAAAGACAUUCAACCUACACAUACGUCCAAACCUAGCGAGACUCGAUCGGGCGGAACUACAUCGAAAAUGACCCUACAGUCGGCAGAGAAGGACGACAAUGAUGAAACCCUCAAUAUGAGCGAACCUCGUUCCCAAUCAGGGAAAUAUUGGAAAACCGAGUUUGAUAAAUAUAGAACGAGGACUGAUUGGGAGAUCAAACGACUCGUUCAGUACCGCUCUGUUGCGAAAUCCUACGCCAGGAAGAAGGAUGAGGAGGCCGUGCGUUUGGCUGAGAAGCUGAAACAAGAGGAGGAAAAGGUCGCGGAAAUGGAACGUCACGUAUCGCAAUUGGCGUCGACGAUGGUCACUGAGGGAGAUAAGCACGACAAAGAAAGACUGAUUCAAGAUCUCACCAAGCAGACAGCUUUGGCCUUGCAGUAUAAGCACCGUGUUACCAUGCUGCGCAAGGCCUUGGAGCAACAUGGUGUGGUUAGCAACGAGAUGGAGGAUAUCAAGGAACAGUCGGAUGGAAACGUCUCAGCUGAUAAAACCGCGGAGGAGCUGCGCAAAACCCAGCAGGCACUGGAGCAGGCAAAUGCGAAGAUCAAGGCGAUGCAGAAUCAGCGGUCAGACCUCAGCCAGCUCCACGAUCUCUCAGAAAGCUCAGAACAAAAGGCCUCAGAACUAGAGAAAGAAAACAUCACACUCAAACAAACCUUGGCGCGAUUCAAGUCAGAGAUGACCAAAUACGAGGGGCGCCGCAAAGAGAAGGAAGCAAAGCUGAAGCAGAGAGAAGCCAAGUUGGAACUACGAAUCCGGGAAUACCGAGAACGCUUGAGGACCGUGACCCAGCGACACCGAGAAUCACAAGAUUCCUUCAAGGAGUCAUUCGAAGAAGAACGUCACAGCCUGCUCGAACAGAUCGAGCGACUAAAACUGACCCUCGGCACUCUUGAUCGUCUUCCGGAUUUCGAGUCUGGUCGCCUUACCCUCAGUCCACGCAAAGACUAUACAGGGGUCAACGUGUACGAUUUCGGGCAAAGCAGCCCCCGGAGGGGCCACGACAAUGAUGAGACAGAAGAAUUCGGCGACCCUCCGAGUCCGAGCCCUCGCUCGAAGGAACGACGCUAUCGCCAAUUACGAAGUGCAACCGACGACCCUCUUGACCUGAGGCGAGCUGCGCAGGCCAUGGGGAUCGACAUAGACGGCGACGAUAACGAUCCAUUAAUCUACGCAGAAGAAGAGGAGGGAUCUCCUCAAAGACAGCCUCGUCGGUUCAACCACGUACCCGACGAUGAAGGCGACGUGGUGAUCCCGCCCUCUUCGCCCCCAGAUCUCUCAUCCAUCAAACCCUCCUAUAACCGAAGAUUAUCGACAAAGCUAGAUCACGACCUAGAUGAUCAGCGCACGACGUCUCGCAGCCGUUAUCUAGCUGGUCUCGAAGGAGAAAAACAGACCCGCCCCCAGCAGCGUCGUCGCCGCUCACCUACCAAAUACGGCUUGGACGCUUUGUCCAAACAACAGCAACUUGGCUUAUCAGAAUCGCAGCGUGAUGCGAUGCCAAUAGACCGGAAGAUCGCGGCCCAGGCUCGUCUCAAGCGGAAAGAAGCAAGUCGGAAAGCGAAAGAGGAGGCAAUCGAGGCGUUUUAGCGAGGGCUUACAUGUACAUGUGCUCUGAUAUUUAUCUACUUUGGAUUCUUUCUGGUGUCAACGGUUGGUUGCUUUUGGGUUUAGGCGUACUACUUGAUAGGUUGAUAGGUUUGCGAAUAACACCCA
Molecule: messenger RNA, 2400 nt
Organism: Aspergillus glaucus CBS 516.65
Lineage: Eukaryota; Fungi; Ascomycota; Eurotiomycetes; Eurotiales; Aspergillaceae
Exons: 2
Coding region: 88-2274 (728 amino acids)
Source: RefSeq, a predicted model, not a curated record